Molecule: messenger RNA, 1723 nt
Organism: Drosophila grimshawi
Lineage: Eukaryota; Metazoa; Arthropoda; Insecta; Diptera; Drosophilidae
Gene: Tcs4
Product: probable tRNA N6-adenosine threonylcarbamoyltransferase, mitochondrial
Exons: 2
Coding region: 90-1307 (405 amino acids)
Biological process (GO): tRNA threonylcarbamoyladenosine modification
Cellular component (GO): mitochondrion
Source: RefSeq, a predicted model, not a curated record
GUGGCAGUGCUCAGCAGACAGCGUUGCCCAACGUUGGCAACACACACAGUGUGUUUGUUAUUCAAAAAGCCGACUUUUCUGCCUGUAACAUGUAUGCGGUUGCAGUUCAACUGCUCAAAUGCCCGGCCGCAAGGAGUCGAGUGGCUAAACGUCUCGUCAGCCAUGUGCUGGGCAUCGAAACAUCCUGCGAUGACACAGGCAUUGCCAUAGUCGACACAGCGGGACAAGUGCACUCCAAUGUGCUAGAGUCCCAGCAAGAGUUCCACACGCGGUACGGUGGCAUAAUACCGCCACGUGCUCAGGAUCUGCAUCGGGCGCGUAUUGAUGCUGUAUGCGAGCGGUGCUUGGAGCAGGCUCAGCUAAAGCCGGAGCAGCUGAAGGCGAUUGCGGUGACCACCAGGCCGGGUCUGCCAUUGAGUUUAAUAGUGGGCUUGCGAUUUGCACGUCACUUGGCACGCAGGCAUCAGCUGCCGCUUCUGCCCGUACAUCACAUGGAGGCACAUGCGCUGCAGGCGCGCAUGGAGCAUCUGGAAGAGAUUAACUAUCCGUAUCUGUGCCUACUCAUCAGCGGUGGCCACAGCCAGCUGGCAAUGGUGAACGGUCCGGGCCGCCUGACGCUGCUCGGCGAAACACUGGACGAUGCGCCUGGCGAGGCAUUCGACAAGAUUGCGCGUCGCCUGCGGCUCUACGUGCUACCCCAGUAUCGCCUGUGGAACGGAGGACGUGCCGUCGAACAUGCUGCUCAGGCGGCACAGAAUCGCGAUGCCUUUGAGUUCCCACUUCCCCUUGCCCAGCAGCGCAACUGCAACUUUAGCUUCGCGGGCAUCAAAAACAACUCCUUUCGUGCCAUACGCCAUCGUGAGCGGGCGGAGCACACGCCGCCCGACGGCAUCAUCAGCAACUAUGCCGACUUCUGUGCGGGGCUGCUACGUGCGGUCAGUCGCCAUCUGAUGCAUCGCACACAGCGCGCUCUGGAGUACUGCCUGCAGCAGAGGCUAUUUGGCGAGACGCCGCCCACGCUUGUCGUAUCGGGGGGCGUGGCCAACAACGAUGUGAUAUACGAGAAUCUGGAGCGCCUGUCGUUGGCGUACAACUGCCGCUGCUAUCGGCCCUCGAAGCGCUACUGCUCCGAUAAUGGCGUCAUGAUUGCCUGGCACGGCAUCGAGCAGCUGCUGCAGCAUCAGAAUGCCAGUCUGCGUCGGGACAUCGACAAAAUUGACAUUGCAGGCAAUGCCGGCUUCCAUGCGUCAGCUGUCAGCGAUGUGGCCCUGGCCGCCAUCAAAUGCAAGUGGAUCAAACCACUCUAGAAACUAGCCAAACAAAAUAACUUACACCCUCCGCAAUGGCAUAAUAAGACAGAGAAAUAAGACAAUUAUAGAGCCUUGCAGGCCAAUCGUAAUACACAUCGUAAUACACGUAUUGCUUUAAGACAGCGGCCAGUUGUUCCUAAAGCAGCUAUAUAUUCAUUGAUCUGUACGCGUACUGUCUGAAAAAGUAUGGAUAUGUUUCAAAUGUCAUCCAUGUAUCUUCAAACCUAAAACUAGCAUAGGAACAGACUGACAUCAACUGCAUCGACUCGGCUAGCUCGGAUGCUGAUCAAGAAUAUGUAUACUUAUUGGGAUCUAAGAUGAUUCCUUCUCCCUUUUGUAUAUAUACAGGUAAUGGGGUUCGAAGAGGUUUUCUUCGCGAGAAGUUUAUACAAUUUAUGGAACUGCUUCUCUUU